Messenger RNA from Scedosporium apiospermum, 2778 nucleotides. RefSeq lists its product as uncharacterized. The record is from RefSeq and is a predicted model, not a curated record. NCBI's taxonomy places the organism in Eukaryota, Fungi, Ascomycota, Sordariomycetes, Microascales, Microascaceae. The coding region runs from base 1 to 2778 and encodes 925 amino acids. Gene Ontology annotation, molecular function: nickel cation binding. The transcript is spliced from 3 exons.
AUGCUUGGUUGGGUUUUGCGACGCGGUCUGGAACCGGCCAAAGGCGCGAAGGAAGAUGGAGAUGACACGACGCAGAUUGAUGCGCCAGACACCCCAGCCCCAGUCUUCGCCGCCAGAGCCCUCAAGACAGCUAUUUUUGGAGAGGGAGAUGAUAGAAGGCGAGGGGCUGUGGAUAGACGUGGGCGACUGGAGCAUGCUCAUUCCGAUGGAAGAACUCCUCCAAGCAAACCACCCGGAAUCCUCCUAACGCCGGGGACUGGCACCUCCCGACCCAAACGCGUCUCAUUCGGCAAUGAUGUGUUCGAGGAUGGGUCGAAGGCCGCCGGUACGAAGGUUGGGAUGCGUGCGGGCCGUGAUUCGACGCGUAGACGAACACGACUGACCGAGUUGAUGGCGAGUUCGAGGCAAAAUAAGGCCAAAUCUUCCACCGCGGAGAAGAAACAACCCAUGCCACAGGUUGAGGAGAACGAGGACGAUGAUGACGAUGAAUGGGAAGAGGAGGAUGACGAUGGCGCUGACGAUGAUGAAGACGACGAUUGCUGCAGCCACGACAUUACUGUUGACCUUAACGAGCCGCACUCACGAUCCGGGAAAUACUGGAAAUCCAACUUCGAGUCAUACCACAAGGAUGCCAAGGCGGAGAUGGAGAAAUUGCUCAAGUAUAAGCAACUUGCAAAGUCCUAUGCCAAGAUGAAGGAUACUGAAGCUAUCGACUUGAACGAGAAACUAAAGGAGGAGCAAGAAAAAGUGUUAGAGAUGGAGAAGAAGCUCAGCGAGAUGGCGGCUCAGAUUGCCGCCAGGCGCCUAAAGGGCGGCGACCACGAAUCACCCGAUCUUCUGAGAAACCUUGCCAAGCAAACAGCCCUUGCGGUUCAGUACCGUAGUCAGGUCAAGGAGCUCGAGUCCUUAUUGAGGAACCGGCAAGAUGAUGGCAGACACAGACGAACGGGUGCUGCGUCGCCACGAACACAUCGCACACUUCUCGAAACCCAGCGAGAACUACGACGCGCCCGUUCCGAACUUCGAGAGAUGGGAGAUCUGCAGGACGAGGUGACGCGCUUAAAGGCCGAACUCAAAGCAGCGGAACAGCGAGCUACCAAUCUUGCGGAGGAGAACAAGCGAUUGGCUCGUGGAAGUGGUGACGAUGGAUCUUCCUACGUAAAGGAUCUCAUGGCGCAGCUACGGGACGCGAAGGCGGAGACUCGAAAUAAGGACGUGGAGAUUAAGGGGCUACAGCAAGAGUUUGACGACUUCAAAAAGGAAGCCGUCGCCCAACAGGAGGAUACGAAAGCAGUAUUGGAGAAGGCAACUGAGAAGAUAUCCGAGCUCAAAAGGGAGCUGCGGAUCCUCAAAGCUUCCAAGGACGAGCGAGGCACGCGUCCUAAGAGCUUCCACGGGCUCGCUUCAACCGGGACGAGGAAACCCUCCGCUGACGAUAAACCCGAUAUCCACGUCGACCUCCGAGAUCUUGCCCGACUCACCAAUUCCGCCUCGCCUCCCGCCGAACGACAAAUCAAGGCUAGCAGCAAUCUCGCUAGCGAGUUGGACGCAAAGCGGGUUAGAGUCACCCAAGCGUCCCGUGCGCUUCGCGAGAGAUUCCUCGGGGAGCCUGAUGACCUCAAGUUGGGCUUGAAGACGGACGACGCUCCCCGGAAUCUCCUCACCGACCGGGUGAAUCUCGAGAGGCCAAAGUGGCAGCCAUACAUCCCACGAUCUCCGCGGAACCGAGCCUACCUUAGAGAUGUAGGACGGCGCAAUGGAAGCUUGGACCUAGAUGUGGCAGAUGCGGAACCCAAGGUCGGACAAGUUGAUCUAGACCAGGGUGACGAUGAUCAGCCCCAGCUCGAUAUGCUUAAGGAGCGUUUUAAGCAUCUCGGUCUGCCGGACAUGAAUGGUAGUUCCAUCUUGGCUGGCAAUACGUCACGAUGCACCCUACCUCCAAACAGGCGUGCCGCCGCGUUGGCGCGCAUCGAGCAGAGGAAAGCGGAGCGGAGGCAAGCGAUUGCGGGCACGUUGAAGGCUCUCGAUAAGGAGAACGUGCGGCCCACAGCUACAGCUACAAGGGACCAUUCAAUCAACGACCCAUCUCACCAUUUCCUCCUCCUCCUUUCCGACUCCGCCCUGCCCCUCGGGUCCUUCGCCUUCAGCAGCGGUCUCGAAUCCUACUUAGCCCACACAUCCACCGCUGCCACCCCAACAACAUCCUUCUCAACCUUCCUCCCCUCCUCCAUCUCCUCCUUCGCCUCCACGAACCUCCCCUUCGCCCUCGCCGCCUACGACAACCCCUCUUCCCUCCCCGAACUCGACGACAUCCUCGACGCGAGCACGAUCUGCACCGUCGGGCGCCGCGCCUCAACAGCACAGGGUCGUGCCCUCCUUUCUCUUUGGGAAAAGUCGUUUGCGCCGCCUCUAAGGGAUGAUGCCCUUCGGUCGUUCGCGGCAGAGGUGAAAGGGACGUGUGGGGGGAGGGCGCAUGGGCAUUUGGCUGUUGUGUUCGGGGCCGUCGGGAGAGCGGCGGGGUUGGAGAGGGAGAGGAUGGCGUAUGUGCUCGUGUUGGGGCAUGUUAAGGCCUUGGUGAGCGCGGCUGUGAGGGCGGGUGUUUUGGGGCCGUAUAAGGCGCAGGGCGUGUUGGCGGGGGAUGAGGUUAGAAGGAUGGUGGGUGAGGCGGUGGAGAGGGAGUGGGAGACGUGGGUGGAGGACGCGGGGCAGACGGUGCCGGUUAUGGAUUUGUGGGUUGGGAGGCAUGAGGUUUUAUAUUCGAGGAUUUUCAACAGUUAG